Molecule: messenger RNA, 729 nt
Organism: Entamoeba histolytica HM-1:IMSS
Lineage: Eukaryota; Evosea; Mastigamoebida; Endamoebidae
Exons: 1
Coding region: 1-729 (242 amino acids)
Source: RefSeq, a predicted model, not a curated record
AUGGAUAUAACUAUAACAAAAGCAAAAAGAACAAAAAGUUGGAUUGAAAGAAUGAAAACAAAAGAUAAAACUGUCUUAGGUGAAAUAUUAAAUCUUAUUAUAAGAGGAGAAAAAGAUAUUGAUAAAAUUGUUAUUAAAUGUAAUGUUCUUGAAUGGUCUUAUAUUCACAUAGAAUUAUGGAAAGACAAUGAACUAGAAUUAAUUUUAUCAAUUACUUCAUCACUAAUUGUUGAUGAUGUUUUUAAAGAAUAUUUAACACAAUGUUCAUUUAUUAAAUGUGUGAAUUAUUUGAUGAAAAAAACAAACGAAGAAAUAAAACAACGAGUGAUAAUGAUAUUAAAUUUAUGUUUAGUUAAUGAUACUUUUAGGAAGAAAUGUAUUGAAUCAAAUAUUCAGAAAAUAAUUGUACAUUCUUUUAAAAGAGAAUCAACUCAUUUUUAUUAUCAAAAUGUUUCAUAUUUCUGUAAAUUGUAUUUACUAAAGAAAGAAUAUUUAUCUGAUAACCAAAUAAAUGACAUUCGUAGGUUUUAUAUACAUGCCAUAUGCUCUAAAUCCACACCUAUUAUCUUAGAUGGUUUAAAUUGUUUUUAUUAUUUUGCAACAACAAUGUUCUUUACCCUUUCACCAACAACAGAAUUUCUUCACAGAUUAUCUGAAUUAGUUCAUCAUAAGAAUUCAAGUUUGUCAAGGCUAGCAUCUAACUUUGCAAGUUUUUAUCAAAUAGAGUGA